This is a messenger RNA of Clupea harengus (Atlantic herring), 790 nucleotides long. RefSeq names its product defender against cell death 1 (gene dad1). Gene Ontology annotation, biological process: protein N-linked glycosylation. The record is from RefSeq and is a predicted model, not a curated record. Gene Ontology annotation, cellular component: membrane; oligosaccharyltransferase complex. NCBI's taxonomy places the organism in Eukaryota, Metazoa, Chordata, Actinopteri, Clupeiformes, Clupeidae.
AUCGGGACACAAUGACGUACAUCCGUGUUGAAUGAAAUUACACGUCAGUUGAAUGAAAAACGCUAGUGGGUGUUCUGUAGAUUUGUGUAAAUCGGGUUUUUUUCGAGUUGUUAACCACGUGAAUUUGUAUUCCUAUUAAGGAACCAUGUCCAACUCGGUAAUCUCCGUCGUAUCGCGGUUCUUGGAGGAAUACACGACCAGUACCACGAAUAAGCUGAAGCUGGUCGAUGCUUACCUGCUGUACAUCUUGCUAACAGGAGCGCUCCAGUUCCUGUACUGUUUGUUGGUCGGCACAUUCCCUUUCAACAGCUUUUUAUCAGGCUUCAUCUCGUGCGUCGGAGCCUUCAUUCUUGGAGUUUGCCUGCGUAUCCAGAUCAACCCACAGAAUAAAGGUGACUUCCUGUCGGUGUCCCCCGAGCGAGCAUUCGCCGACUUCCUAUUCGCUCACACCGUUCUCCAUCUGGUGGUGAUCAACUUCAUCGGAUGAAUGGGUGCUGUACGGUUGACCUCAACUGAUCAGAUGCCUCCACUCUACAGCCUUACCAGAAGCCCAUCAGAAACAUGGAAACAUAGCUUUAUGAUAAUCUAGAACAGCAUGAAAACUUGGGAUUUCAAUGGCCAGUGGAACUGCCUCUCUGAUCUCCGUAUAAUUGGAUGGAAGAAUUUUGCACAACCAACAAUGUUGCAGUUGUCAUGUUUUUGUCUGGUUUCUUUUUUUUCUUUGUUUUGUUUCUACUUUUUAUAACACGUCUCCUGUGUGUUGGCACUGAAAUAAAGUGAGUCAACUAAA